Trichogramma pretiosum is the source of this 917-nucleotide messenger RNA. RefSeq names its product protein D2-like. The transcript is spliced from 5 exons. Bases 171 to 776 code for a protein of 201 amino acids. NCBI's taxonomy places the organism in Eukaryota, Metazoa, Arthropoda, Insecta, Hymenoptera, Trichogrammatidae. The record is from RefSeq and is a predicted model, not a curated record.
UAUAUUAAUCUUUGAAAUUUGCGAAUUAAAAUACGUCAUGAAUUUCAUUAGUGCUUUGCUCGAGGUUCGCUGUGAAUGUCGCACGUCUACAUAUUAUAUAGGCAGGCGACAAGUUAUAUACUCUCUCCGAGUGAAACUUGAAUCAGUCUGUAAAAUAACAGGGAAGCGCGAUGAAGCAUUUGCAGCGUUUAGCUUUUUUCAUUUUGGUCGUCGGAAUAGCGUCGGCAGAUGUUAUAUCCGAAUUUAAAGCGGCUAAAAUUGAACCAGAUAUCAUUUCCAUUUCUCCGAAUGAAACAAUUGAGAUUAAAUAUGGCAACAAGGAAAUAAAGUUAGGAACCGAAAUCACACCGACUGAAGCCCAAAAUAUACCAGAAGUACAUUAUAAACACGAUGGAGGCAUUUUAUAUACACUCUUCAUGACAGAUCCAGACGUACCGGUUCGCGGCUAUGCUCGUGAAUGGCAACAUUGGGUAGUCGGAAACAUUCCUGAAGAUAAAGUACACAAAGGAGAGGUUUUGACUGAAUAUGUUGGACCCGCACCACCAAAAAAUAGCGGCGCCCACAGAUACGUUUUUCUUUUGUACAGACAAAAUCAAGGAUCAAUUACUUUCGAUGAAAGACGCAUAGGAAAUAGGGACAAAAAAAGGAAUCGGUUCUCCGUGGCCAAGUUCGUCGAAAAGUACAAUUUGGAAGGUCCAUUAGCUGGAAACUUCAUGAAAGCUCAGUAUGACGAUACCGUUCCGGUAAUUCGUCGACAAUUGGGAAUUUAUAAUUGAAAAAAAUUCGAGACCGAAAAUUAAAUUACGUUUGUCUGCUGUGUAAUCCUUGGUUUACAAUUUCAGUGAUAAAUCAAUACUGCUUUUAUCUAUCAAUAAUAACUCUUGCAAUUUUUGCGCCAUUAAUCAUAAGUAUGAUUG